Messenger RNA from Chelonia mydas (Green sea turtle), 1482 nucleotides. Its product is annotated as B-cadherin-like. Gene Ontology annotation, molecular function: calcium ion binding; cadherin binding. The coding region runs from base 1 to 1287 and encodes 428 amino acids. Gene Ontology annotation, biological process: adherens junction organization; calcium-dependent cell-cell adhesion; homophilic cell-cell adhesion. The record is from RefSeq and is a predicted model, not a curated record. Gene Ontology annotation, cellular component: cytoplasm; adherens junction; catenin complex. NCBI's taxonomy places the organism in Eukaryota, Metazoa, Chordata, Testudines, Cheloniidae. The transcript has 8 exons.
AUGCCGGGGCGUCUGGUUCCAGGACAGGGCUCUGAGCCCCCUCUCAUCGAAGGCGGCACCUGGGCUUUCCGGCCAGUUUCCAGGAGCUGCGAAGGAGAGAGCAGCCGCCGAGGGAGCGACUUCCUCCCCUGCCUUCAGGCAGAUGGGCUGACGGUCCCAAAGGCCAGCCCUGGCCGGAAGAGGCAGAAGAGGGACUGGGUCAUCCCUCCAAUCAACUGCCCUGAGAAUGAGAGGGGGCCCUUCCCCAAGCUGCUGGCUCAGAUCAAAUCCAACAUCCCCACCAACGUUUUCUACAGCAUCACGGGGCAGGGCGCAGACGAGCCCCCUGAGGGUGUCUUCAUCAUUGAAAGGGAGACGGGGCGGCUAAAGGUGACGAAGCCGCUGGACAGAGAAGACAUCAGCAACUACACGCUCUUUUCCCACGCUGUGUCUGCAAAUGGGAAGCCUGUGGAGGACCCCAUGGAGAUCAUCAUCACUGUGAGUGACCAGAACGAUAACAAACCUCAGUUCACCCAGAGUGUCUUCACAGGCUUCAUAGAAGAAGGAGCCAAGCCAGGUUCAUCCGUGAUGCAAGUGACAGCCACAGAUGCAGACGACAGUGUAAACUCCUACAAUGGGGUCAUUGCUUACUCCAUCCUGCAGCAGAUACCUGAAAAACCCCACGACCAGAUGUUCACCAUCGACUUUGAUAAUGGCAUCAUCAGUGUGAUUGCAGCUGGGCUGGACAGAGAGAUGACCCCCAAUUACACGCUGAUCGUCCAGGCUGCCGACUUAAAAGGCGAAGGAUAUACUACCACAGCCACAGCAAUGAUUGAAGUCACAGACACCAAUGAUAAUGCUCCAGUGUUCGACCCACUCACGUACCAAGCCACGGUGCCCGAGAACAAAGUGGGGCUGGUUGCCAGGCUGAGUGUGUCGGACAGGGACAAGCAGGGCUCUCCGGCCUGGCGGGCGAAGUACGAGAUUGUGAGAGGGAACGAAGGGUGCUUUUUCACCAUAACCACGGAUCCCAACAACAACAACGGGCUCCUGGAGACUUCCCAGGGCCUGGAUUUUGAGGUGCAAAGCCAGUUCAUCCUCAACGUUGUCGCAGUGAACGACAUUCCCUUCUCCGUGUCUCUCCCAACUUCCACAGCCACCGUUACUGUGAACGUUGAGGAUGUGAACGAAGCCCCAGUCUUUGAUCCACCUAUCAAAAGCCUGAGCCCAGCAGGAGAGGUUGCACUGGGAACUGGGCACAGAACACUCCUUGGGGACCCUGGUCCCGCUUGUUGUGGGAAUGGCUGACGGGCGAGGGAGGAGCUACAGUUACACUUGGGAGCAGUUACACUUAGGAGGGGAGCCCGUGGAGCACCCCAGACAGGGCUGUAGUAAAGUGGGAUGCCCCGAUUCCCAGGGAGCUCUGUGCCACAGUGCCCCAGACCAGAGUGUGAGCAGGAUGCCUGUUGGCAGUGCAGGCUGUCCGUGGCAUGGGAUCCUGCC